AUGGUGACUCGUACUAUUUACCUGCUGGUCAUCUUGGCUCAAGCCCUUGCAGGACCUUGUACUCCAAAUAAAGCAGAUGUAAUUCUAGUAUACUGCUAUCCUAAAACCAUCAUUACCAGGAUUCCAGAGUGUCCUUAUGGAUGGGAGGUUAAUCAGCUGGCACUUGGAGGCAUUUGCUACAAUGGGAUCCACGAUUCGGGAUAUUACCAAUUCACAAUCCCAGACCUGUCACCUAAAAACAAAUCAUACUGUGGGACACAGUCAGAGUUCAAGAACCCUGUUUAUCACUUCUACAACUCCAUUGUCUCCAAUGACACCUCAAUAAUUGUGAAGAGCCAGCCUGUGAAUUACUCAUUCACCUGCUCAUACAAUGCCAACUACCUGGUGAACCAGGCUGCCUUUGACCAAAGGGUGGCCACUGUCCACGUGAAGAAUGGCAGCUCUGGCUCAUUUGAGAGUCAGUUGUCCCUCAACUUCUAUGUGAAUGCCAAGUUUUCAAGCAUAAAAGAAGCCCCUUUCAUUGUUGAAACAUCAGAAAUUGGCUCUGACAUAUUUGCUGGAGUGGAAGCCAAGGGCUUAAGUGACAGAUUCAAAGUUGUUCUCAACAACUGCUGGGCAACUCCCUCCUCUGAGUAUUUCUACCAGAUCCACUGGCCUCUGAUCACCAAGGGGUGUGCCUCGGACAGCUCCAUCCUUGUGCAUGAGAACGGGAAAACGAACCGGGCGACAUUCCAGUUCAAUGCUUUCCGCUUCCGUAACAUCCCCAAGCUUUCCAAGGUCUGGCUGCACUGUGAGACACAUGUCUGUGACAGUGAGAAGUUCUCCUGCCCAGUGCUGUGUGACAAAAGAAAACAGCGCAUGGAACAAACUGGAGGUGUUUUAGUGGCAGAGAUCUCUGUACGCAGCAAAGGUUUAUCCAGAUUUUACACACACUCAGAUAUCAUCUUCCACCUACUCUUUGCAAUUGGAUUUUGUGCUGUUUUAUUAUAA
Molecule: messenger RNA, 990 nt
Organism: Indicator indicator
Lineage: Eukaryota; Metazoa; Chordata; Aves; Piciformes; Indicatoridae
Gene: TECTB
Product: tectorin beta
Exons: 10
Coding region: 1-990 (329 amino acids)
Cellular component (GO): cell surface
Source: RefSeq, a predicted model, not a curated record